AGAGAAGUCUAUGCACUAGCGGGCACACGUCGGCAUCACUCGCUCCCUCCUUCCAUCUCUAGCCCGCGUAGCUUCCCGCAGUUUGACCAGCUCCAAGCCAAGCAGCCAAGCAGAAGAGAGGAGAGAAGCCGGCACAAGCGAGGCCACCAUACGCAAACUGGAUCAUAAACUAGCGGCCGGCGGAGGAGACCAAUAAGCAGAGCGAGCGGCGAAGAGCCCGCGGAGCGGGCCGGCGGGAGGGAGGGCGAUGGACAUGAAGCGGGCGCGGAGCCCCCGGGCUCCGGCCGACGGCGGCGACGACGACAAGCGGAGGGCUGCCAGCGCCAAGUGGGGCGGCGCCGUCCGGCCCAAGAUGGUGCUGGUCGGGUUCCUCAUCACCCUGGCCCUCCUCGCCUUCACCUUCGGCGGCCGCUCGGCGCCCCUCCCCUCCACCCCCUCCUCGCCGACCUCCGUUCCCAAGGCCGGCGGCGCAACGCCGAAAAAAACCGUAAUCCCUUCGAAGAACGUAACCGCGCCAGCCACAACUCCGUCGCAGGACAAGCUUCUCGGCGGGCUACUCUCGGCGGCGUUCGAGGAAUCGUCGUGCCAGAGCCGAUACAAGUCGUCCCUGUACCGGAAGCCGUCGCCGUUCCCGCUCUCCCCCUACCUCGUGAAGAAGCUGCGCAAGUACGAGGCGUACCACAAGAAGUGCGGCCCGGGCACGCAGCGCUACCGGACGGCCGUCGAGCAGCUCCAGGCGGGGCGCAACGCCGACAGCUCCGAGUGCAAGUACGUGGUGUGGUUCCCCUGCAACGGCCUCGGCAACCGCAUGCUCACCAUCGCCUCCACCUUCCUCUACGCGCUGCUCUCCGGCCGGGUCAUGCUCGUCAACGUGCCGCGCGAGCAGGAGGGCCUCUUCUGCGAGCCCUUCCCGGGCACCUCCUGGGUGCUCCCCGGCGGGUUCCCUGAGGGGAACCCGAUGAAGCUCAACGUCGGCGCGCCCGAGAGCUACGUCAACAUGCUCAAGAACGGCGUGAUCCGGCAUGACACGCCGGCGGCGUCGCUGCCGGCGCACGUCUACCUCCACGUCGAGCAGACCCGGCUGCGGCUGUCGGACAACAUCUUCUGCGACGACGACCAGAGGCUGCUCCGCAAGUUCAGCUGGAUGAUCCUCAAGUCCGACAGCUACUUCGCGCCGGCGCUGUUCCUCACGCCCAUGUACGAGAAGGAGCUGGCGCGGAUGUUCCCGCAGAGGGAGGCCGUGUUCCACCACCUCGGCCGCUACCUCUUCCACCCGACGGACCGGGUGUGGGGGAUCGUGCGGCGCUACUACGAGGCGUACCUCGCCCGGGUGGACGAGAAGAUCGGCUUCCAGAUCAGGAUCUUCCCGGAGAAGCCCGUCAAGUUCGAGAACAUGUACGACCAGCUCACCCGGUGCAUCAGGGAGCAGCGCCUUCUGCCGGAGCUCGGCGACCCGGCGUCCCCGGCGAUGAACGCGACCGGCCACGACGGGAAGGUGAAGGCCGUGCUGAUCGCGUCGCUCUACUCGGGCUACUACGACAAGAUCCGGGGCCUCUACUACGAGAGCCCGACCAAGACGGGGGAGAUCGUGGCGGUGUACCAGCCGAGCCACGAGGAGAAGCAGGAGUACGCGUCCAACGAGCACAACCAGAAGGCGCUGGCCGAGAUCUACCUCCUCAGCUACUGCGACAAGAUCGCCAUGAGCGCCUGGUCCACCUUCGGGUACGUCGCCUACGGCUUCGCCGGCGUCAAGCCGUGGAUCCUGCUCCGCCCGGACUGGAACAAGGAGGUGUCCGACGUCGCGUGCGUCCGGUCCACGUCCGUCGAGCCGUGCCUGCACUCGCCGCCGAUACUCGGGUGCCGGGCAAAGAAGGAGGUGGACGUGGCCCGCGUCAAGCCGUACGUCCGGCACUGCGAGGACGUCGGGUUCGGCCUCAAGCUGUUCGAUAGCUAAACAUGACAUGGAGCUAGGAUCGUCUUCGGUUCAGUUCUACGUUCCGAAAACAGCAUAAGUAAGGUUUUUCAAUUCUUCUUCUUCCCCCUGUGGAUUAAUUAGGUGUUUGGGGGAUGCCCUCUUGCAUUCGUUUCGUACUGUAUUCAAAUUCGUUCUUUGUACGACAUGUCGCGUACGUACACGCGUAUACACAUUACACAGAUCACUAUUUGAGCUCCGGCUAUACACCUACACAUAUCAUUUUCUUUA
Messenger RNA from Triticum aestivum (bread wheat), 2203 nucleotides. RefSeq names its product probable fucosyltransferase 7. The record is from RefSeq and is a predicted model, not a curated record. The coding region runs from base 248 to 1954 and encodes 568 amino acids. The transcript has 2 exons. Gene Ontology annotation, cellular component: membrane; Golgi apparatus. Gene Ontology annotation, biological process: cell wall biogenesis; xyloglucan biosynthetic process. Lineage: Eukaryota; Viridiplantae; Streptophyta; Magnoliopsida; Poales; Poaceae. Gene Ontology annotation, molecular function: galactoside 2-alpha-L-fucosyltransferase activity.